Trichomycterus rosablanca is the source of this 10164-nucleotide messenger RNA. It is a transcript of the gene celsr2, whose product is annotated as cadherin, EGF LAG seven-pass G-type receptor 2. The transcript has 34 exons. Gene Ontology annotation, biological process: cell surface receptor signaling pathway; homophilic cell-cell adhesion; G protein-coupled receptor signaling pathway. Lineage: Eukaryota; Metazoa; Chordata; Actinopteri; Siluriformes; Trichomycteridae. Gene Ontology annotation, cellular component: plasma membrane. The coding region runs from base 1 to 8871 and encodes 2956 amino acids. The record is from RefSeq and is a predicted model, not a curated record. Gene Ontology annotation, molecular function: calcium ion binding; G protein-coupled receptor activity.
AUGAUCCGGAGCGGCUCUAACAUGAGGUGGGAUCUGCUGAUCGGUACUCUGCUCUGUCUCACACCGCCGGUGUCGGGCGGCCGCGCGCUGCGGAUCCGGAACCGACCGGGAGAGGAGAUCACGCGCGUGCCGAGGGACGCAGCCUGCACGCUGGACCAGGUCCUCGCUCCCGAGUUCAUCCGGGGCUUUGUGGAGACGGACGCGGAUGAGGGCACGGUGACCCUGUCGGGCUCCGUGCCCUGCGCGUCCCUACCGUCCAACCCGUUCCCGCUGUACACGGUGACCGACUGCACGAGCAGAGAGUCGGAGUUCACGCUCAGGCAUCUGGUGUCCACCCGGUACCGGGUGCACGUGCACGGGUCAGGGUGCCUGAGUCAACGCAGACCCAGGGACAGAUGGGACGUGGAGGUCAUCAGUCUGGAGACCCUGGACACGAAGGACUCAGGGUGCCACCCGGCCGGAGGGAGACUGUUCCCGGUCCGGGACGUCCUUCCGGUACCCGCCGGGGCCUCCUGUAACGUAACCGGCUCUGACAUGUUUUACUUCUCUGAGGGGUCCUUGUACGUUUCACGGACUUUAUGUCUGAAGCCGGACCUUCUCCAGGAGUUUGACCUGCGCUGUGGAGACGGGACCACCGUACACUGGCGCAUGGGCCGCGGACCCUUCAGACAGACCUACCUGGAGCGACUGCUGACCAAGCUGGCGUCUGGAAGCACGUCUGGUCUGCUGAGCAGGAAUAAACGUAACAUAAAGAACUCCAACCCGCAAUUUCAGCCGCCCAUGUACCAGGUGUCGGUGCCGGAGAACAAACCGGCAGGUACCAGCGUGGUCGUCCUGAGAGCCGUCGACCCAGACGAGGGAGACGCCGGGCGUCUGGAAUACUUCAUCGAGGCGCUCUUCGAUAGUCGCUCCAAUAACCUCUUCGAAGUGGACGCAGAAAGUGGCCUGGUGACGACGGCGGAGGAGCUGGACCGAGAGACCAAGGACACUCACGUGUUCCGGGUCACGGCCGUGGAUCACGGGUCGCCCCGGCGCACCGCCAUGGCCACGCUGACCAUCAGUGUGAGCGACAUGAACGAUCACGCCCCGGUGUUCGAGCAGCAGGACUACAAGGAGAGCGUGAGAGAGAAUCUGGAAAUGGGCUACGAGGUGCUGACGGUCCGAGCCACCGACGGAGACGCGCCGGUGAACGGGAACAUUCUGUACAACAUCCUGAACGCAGACGGAUCUAACGGCGUGUUCGAGAUCGACCCGCGCUCCGGCGUGAUUCGGACCUGCGGACCUGUGGACCGAGAAACCGUGGAGUCGUACGUGCUGCUUGUGGAAGCCAACGAUCAAGGUCGGGACCCUGGACCUCGCAGCGCCACUGCGACGGUGCACAUCGUGGUGGAGGACGAUAACGACAACGCGCCGCAGUUCAGCGAGAAACGCUACAUGGUGCAGGUGCCCGAAGAUCUGGGUCCCAACACCGAGAUCCUACAGGUGAACGCGAGCGACCGGGACCGCGGCGGUAACGCGGUGGUUCACUUCAGCAUCAUGAGCGGUAACACCAGAGGACAGUUCUACAUCGACGCCCAAACUGGGAAGCUGGACCUGGUGAGCCAGCUGGAUUACGAGACCAACAAGGAGUACACGCUGAGAAUCCGGGCCCAGGACGGCGGGCGUCCACCUCUGUCCAACAUCUCCGGCCUGCUCACGGUGCAGGUCCUGGAUGUCAACGACAACGCCCCGAUUUUCGUCAGCACGCCGUUCCAGGCCACCGUCCUGGAGAACGUUCCUCUGGGAUACUCCGUCAUACACAUCCAGGCUGUGGACACCGACUCCGGGGACAACUCCAGGCUAGACUACCGCCUCACGGAGACCACGCCGGACUUCCCUUUCACCAUCAACAACAGCACCGGGUGGAUCGUCGUGGCAGCCGAGCUGGACCGGGAAAGCGUGGACUUCUACACCUUCGGCGUGGAGGCCCGGGAUCACGGCACACCCGCCAUGUCGUCCUCGGCGAGCAUUAGCAUGACCGUCCUGGAUGUGAACGAUAACAACCCCGAGUUCACUCAGAAAGCGUACUUCAUGCGCCUGAACGAGGACGCGGUGGUCGGGACGAGCGUGGUGACCGUCUCGGCCGUGGAUCGGGACAUAAACAGCUUGGUGACCUACCAGAUCUCGAGCGGCAACACGCGUAACAGAUUCUCCAUCACCAGCCAGAGCGGCGGCGGACUCAUCACGCUGGCGCUUCCUCUGGACUAUAAACUGGAGCGGCAGUACGUGCUCAGUAUCACCGCUUCUGACGGCACGCGCUUCGACCUGGCGAAGGUCUACAUCAACGUCACCGACGCCAACACCCACCGGCCCGUGUUCCAGAGCUCGCAUUACACCGUCAACAUCAACGAGGACCGCCCGGUCGGUACCACCGUGGUGGUCAUCAGCGCCACGGACGAGGACACGGGCGAGAACGCGCGCAUUACCUACGUCAUGGACGACAGCAUCCCGCAGUUCAGCAUCGACCCGGACUCGGGGGCCGUGACCACCCAGACGGAGCUGGAUUACGAGGAUCAGGUGUCGUACACGCUGGCCAUCACGGCGCGGGAUAACGGCAUACCGCAGAAAUCCGACACCACCUACCUGGAGAUCCUGGUGAACGACGUGAACGACAACUCGCCCCGCUUCCUGAGGGACCGCUACUCCGGCUCGGUCAUGGAGGACGUGUCCGUCUACACCAGCGUGGUCCAGGUGUCGGCGACGGAUCGAGAUUCCGGGUUGAACGGGCGAGUUUUUUACACCUUUCAGGGGGGUGAUGAUGGCGACGGCGACUUCAUCAUCGAAUCCACGUCUGGAAUCGUGCGCAUCCUGAGGCGGCUGGACCGGGAGAACACCGCCGUCUACAACCUGCAGGCUUAUGCCGUGGAUAAAGGUCUUCCCGCCAUGAAAACCCCGGUGGACAUCCUGGUGACCGCCCUGGACGUCAACGACAACCCGCCGGUCUUUGAGAAGGAUGAGUUCGACAUCUUCGUGGAGGAAAACAGCCCCAUCGGUCUGGUGGUGGCCCACAUUUCAGCCACAGACCCCGACGAGGGGAGCAACGCCCAGAUCAUGUACCAGAUCGUGGAGGGAAACUUCCCGGAGCUCUUCCAGCUGGACAUCUUCACCGGCGAGCUCACGGCGCUGACGGAUCUGGACUACGAGACCCGGUCCGAGUACGUCAUCGUGGUCCAGGCCACCUCGGCCCCUCUGGUCAGCCGAGCCACCGUGCACAUCAGACUCCUCGACCGGAACGACAACCCGCCCGUCCUGAAGAACUUCCAGAUCGUUUUCAACAACUACGUGACGGAGAAGUCCAAGAGCUUCCCGACGGGCGUGAUCGGGAGGAUCCCGGCUCACGACCCCGACGUCUCCGAUCAGCUGAGCUACAGGUUCGAGGCGGGAAACGAACUGAAGCUGCUGAUCCUGAACCAGAGCACCGGGGAACUGCAGCUCAGCCGAGACCUCGACAACAACCGGCCGCUGGAGGCCUCCAUGAGGAUCGGCGUCUCAGACGGCGUUCACUGGGUGUCGGCUCAGUGCCUGCUGCAGGUCACCAUCAUCACAGACGAGAUGCUCUCCAACAGCAUCACCGUCCGGCUGGCCAACACCUCUCAGGAGCGCUUCCUGUCCGUCCGGCUGGCCCAGUUCCUGGAGGGCGUGGCCCACGUCCUGUCCGCCCGCCGCGACGACGUGGUGGUCUUCAACAUCCAGGACGACACGGACGUCAACGCGGCCGUCCUGAACGUCAGCCUGUCGGUGUCGCGUCUGGGCGCGGGGUGGGCGGAGUUCGUGGGCUCGGAGGAGCUGCAGGAGCGUCUGUACCUGAACCGGACCCUGCUGGCGCGGAUCUCCUCGCAGGAGGUGCUUCCCUUCGACGACAACAUCUGCCUGCGCGAGCCCUGCGAGAACUACAUGCGCUGCGUGUCGGUGCUGAAGUUCGACAGCCUGGCGCCCUUCGUCUCCUCCGACACCCUCCUGUUCCGCCCCAUCCAGCCCAUCGCCGGCCUGCGCUGCCGCUGCCCCGCCGGCUUCACCGGGGAGUUCUGCGAGACCGAGAUCGACCUGUGCUACUCCAACCCCUGCGGCAACCACGGCGUGUGCCGCUCUCACGAGGGCGGGUUCGUCUGCCAGUGUCUCCAUGACUACACAGGUGAGAGGUGUGAGGUGUCGACCCGCUCGGGGCGCUGCGUGCCCGGGGUGUGUAAAAACGGAGGCACGUGUGUGAACCUGUUAGUGGGGGGGUUCAAGUGCGAGUGCCCCCCCGGAGCCUACGAGAAACCCUACUGCCACAUGAGCACCCGCAGCUUCCCCGCCCGCACCUUCAUCACCUUCAAGGGUCUGAGGCAGAGGUUCCACUUCACGCUCACGCUCAGCUUUGCCACUAAUGAAGUGAACGGUCUGCUGCUCUAUAACGGGCGCUUUAAUGAGAAGCACGACUUCAUCGCCGUGGAGAUCAUAAACCAGCAGAUCCAGCUCACCUUCUCUGCAGGUGAAACGAAGACGACGGUGUCACCCUUCAUCCCCGGAGGAGUGAGUGACGGAGAGUGGCACACUGUCCACGUUCACUAUUACAACAAGCCUCUCCUGAAUCAGGCGGGACUCCCGCAGGGUCCGUCCGACCAGAAGGUCGUCGUGGUGACGGUGGACGACUGUGACACGUCGGUGGCUCUUCGCUUCAGUCACGUGAUCGGCAACUACUCGUGCUCGGCCCAGGGCAGCCAAUCAGGAUCCAAAAAAUCUCUGGACCUGACCGGACCGCUGCUGCUGGGCGGAGUCCCUCACCUGCCCGAGGAUUUCCCGGUGCAGAGCCGGCAGUUUGUGGGCUGCAUGAAGGACCUGCACAUCAACAGCAGAUACGUGGACAUGAACUCCUACAUCGCCAAUAACGGCACGGUGCCAGGAUGCUCAGCGAAGAGGCAGUUCUGCGUGAGCGGCUCCUGCAUGAACGGAGGGACCUGCGUGAGCCAGUGGGGGUCGUUCAGAUGUGACUGCCCCCCGGGGUUCGGAGGGAGGAACUGCGAGAGCGCGAUGCCCGACUCUCAGCGUUUCCAUGGUAACAGCUUGUUGUUAUGGACUGACCCGUCCGUGCUGGUAACCGACCCCUGGCUGCUGGAGUUGACGUUCCGGACCCAGCGACCCACGUCCACGCUGCUGCACCUCACCACCAGCCUUCAGCAGAACCUCACCGUACAGGUGCGUGACGGCGGUGUGUUGAUGUCCCUCCAACGUGGCGAGGACUCGGCCGUGUCCCGGCUGGAGGAGGCGUUUGUUACCGAUGGAGAGUGGCACCACCUACAGCUGGAAGUGGGAACGUCACCCACCGGCGGCGGUGCAGAGCUCACGGCGACACUCGCGCUCGACCGGGGUCUCUACAGGUCCUCGAUGCAGGUGGACAGCUCUCUGAAUGGAGUGACGUUGAAGACGGUGAGUGUGGGCGGCAUCGCUACCGGCAACAACAAGGUGCUGCAUGGAUUUCAUGGCUGUGUCCAGGGUCUGCGUGUGGGUGGUGCCUCUCUGAGUGUGUUGCAGGCUCACCGGUUGAACGUGGACGACGGUUGCUCCGUCUCUGACUCCUGCACCUCCAGCCCCUGUCCCAAAAACAGCCACUGCACCCAGCACUGGGGCGGCCACGCCUGCACCUGCCAUCCAGGUUACUAUGGCGACAGCUGCACGGACGCCUGCGCCCUGAACCCCUGCGAGCACCAAUCGGCCUGCAGCAGGAGCGCUGACUCCGCCCACGGCUACACGUGCGAUUGUCGCGGCAACUACUUCGGACGCUACUGCGAGAAAAAGACCGACCUGCCGUGUCCCCGGGGUUGGUGGGGACACAAGACGUGUGGCCCCUGUAACUGUCCCACUGAUCAAGGCUUCGAUUCUGACUGCAACAAGACCAGUGGAGAGUGUCGCUGCAAGGAUAACCACUACCGCCCGGCAGGAAGUGAUGUGUGUUUGCUGUGCGAGUGCUACUCGGUGGGUUCCCUCUCCCGGGUGUGUGACAGGGUGAGCGGGCAGUGCCAGUGUAAGCCGGGCGUCAUCGGGCGCCAGUGCGACCGCUGUGAUAACCCAUUCGCUGAGGUCUCGGCCAACGGCUGCGAAGUGAUCUAUGACAGCUGCCCUCAGGCCAUGGAGGAGGAGAUCUGGUGGCCCCGGACCAGGUUUGGACUCCCCGCGGCGGUGCCGUGCCCUAAAGGAUCCAUGGGGACGGCCGUCAGACACUGUGAUGAACAUAAAGGGUGGCUCCCUCCCGACCUCUUCAACUGCACCUCCAUCACCUUCUCCAAACUCAAACCCCUGGUGGACGAGGUGAGCCGGAACGUGUCGGCGUUGGAUUCGGUGAAGGUUCAGCUGGCGGCGUCUCUGCUCUACAACGCCACGGCGACCACGCCCGCGUACUACGGCAGCGACGUUCACAUCGCCUACCGCCUCACACACACACUGCUGCAGCACCAGAGCCACGCCCAUGGCUUCAACCUGGCCGCUACGCAGGACGUCCGCUUCAACGAGCAUCUGCUGCGUGUGUGCAGCUCCAUCCUGUCGGAGGAGACGCGUCCUCACUGGGAGCAGAUCCAGCGGACGCAGGGGGGCACGGCGGCCCUGCUGAGACAGUUCGAGGAGUACACACACACCCUGGCCCAGAACAUGAGGAGGACCUACCUGAACCCCUUCACCAUCGUCACACCCAACAUCGUGCUCUCCAUGGAUCGCCUGGACAGGAUGAACUUCGCCGGCGCCCAACUCCCUCGCUAUCAGUCCCUGCACGGACUCCGCCCGCCGGACCUGGACGCCACCGUCACGCUCCCCAGUUCCGUCUUCAGCCCCGCCCACGAGAUCAAAGGUCACAGGCAUCACGGCGAGCCGGCGUCGGACCUCGCCAGGAACCAGACGUCCAGUCGGAAGAGGCGGCACCCGGUCGGGCACGAGCAGAGCGCCGUCGCUAGUGUCAUCGUCUUCCACACCCUCGCCACGCUGCUGCCCGAGAGAUACGAUACGGAUAAGAGGAGUCUGAGGGUACCCAAGCGGCCGGUGAUCAACACCCCGGUGGUGAGUGUGAUGGUGUUCGAUAAUGAAGAGCUGGUGCAGCACACGCUGGAGAGACCCGUCACCCUGCAGUUCCGCCUGCUCACCACCGAGGAGCGCUCCAAACCCAUCUGUGUGUUCUGGAACCACUCCAUCGGUGAGGGUGGCUGGUCCUCUAAAGGAUGUGAGGUAGUGUUCAGGAACAACACACACAUCAGCUGCCAGUGUUACCACAUGACCAGCUUCGCUGUACUGAUGGAUAUAUCACACCGGGAGAACGGUGAGAUCUUACCCAUGAAGCUGGUGACCCUGUGCACUGUGUCAGUGACUCUGGGCUUCAUCUUCCUCACCAUCAUCUUCCUCACCUGCCUGAGAGACCUGAACUCCAACCAGAGCAGCAUCAUCAACAACGGCGCCGGCGCUCUCUUCAUCGCCCAGCUGCUCUUCAUCCUCGGCAUCAACCAGACCGACAACCCGUUUGUGUGCACCAUCAUCGCCAUCCUGCUGCAGUUCUUCUACAUGUGUGUGUUCUCCUGGAUCUUUCUGGAAGGAUUACACGUCUACCGCAUGCUCAGUGAGGUCCGGGACGUCAACUACGGUCCCAUGCGCUUCUACUACCUGAUUGGCUGGGGGGUUCCUGCCAUCAUCACCGGUCUGGCGGUGGGUUUGGAUCCUGAGGGUUACGGGAACCCAGACUUCUGCUGGAUCUCUCUGUACGACACCCUGAUCUGGAGUCUGGCCGGACCCAUCGCUCUGGUGGUGGCUAUGAACCUGUUCCUCUACAUUUUGGCCUCCAGAACCUCCUGCUCUCUCAGAUCGAACAGCUGUGAGAAGAAACCGCCGUCAGUGUGUGGCCUGAGGGCGGCGUGUGGCGUGCUGUUAUUGGUGACGGUCACGUGUUUACUGGCUCUGCUGUCAGUAAACAGCGACCUGAUUCUCUUUCACUACCUGUUCGCUGCAUUCAACUGUAUACAGGGUCCGUUUAUCUUCCUGGUGAGGAUCGUUCUCAGUUCGGAGGUUCGAGGUGCCGUGAGGUUCUGCUGCAGCAAAAAACGCCCCGGACACUCAAAAACCAAACCUUCAUCCUACAGCAGUACAUAUGUAGACGGGCGCGUGUAUCAUCUCUCCUACUCUGAAUCCAGCGUUUCUCUGAAUGGAACCAUCAAGAGCCACAACAGCUACGUCCCCUUCAUCCUCAGGGAGGACGGGGGUUUGGGUGGAGGUGAUGUUCCUCUGAACGACCACCAAACUAAAGACGACUCAGAUUCGGACAGUGACCUGUCGGAGCUGGAGGACGAUCAGAGCGGCUCGUACGCGUCCACACACUCGUCCGACAGUGAGGAUGAGGAACAGUACGUACCUGAGGAAUGCUGGGAAAAUCUGGUUACUAAGGGUGACCGAGAACAGGAUCUGAGUUUGAUUGAAUGUGAAUCCGGAGCUUCGACCAAAUUAAAGGUGGAAACCAUCAGCCAAUCAGAGGAGAGAGCAGAGGAUCAUGGGAAAGAGAACACACUGCCCUUAUUACUACACAACCUACACACACAACCACACAAAGGUAUCCUGAAGAAGAAACCUUUAUCUCCCAUCGCCGAGAGAAACGGCGGCUUUCACCGAAUCCACAACCAGCUCGGUCCCUCAGGCCCCGCCCCCUCCAGAGCACCUGUCUCUCCUGUAGGCCCCUCCCCCUCCAGAGCACCUGUCUCUCCUGUAGGCUCCGCCUCUAGGGAGCCCCGAGUGGGAGGGGCCACGAACGGAGCGGCUCCGCUAGUGCAGACGCGAGCGCAGGACAGCGACUCCUCCGGAUCAGAUCGUUCUCAUCAAACUGACAUGUGAUUGGCUGAAAGACAGGAGGGGGUGUGUCCUUGCAGCUCUGAGGACAGGGGUGCGGUCCUGUCCACCACCUCUGAAGCCACGCCCACCAGCCUGAGGAUCACGGGAGGAACCCCCGGGCCGCUGAGCAAUCCCACAGUUCCUGGGGAGACUCCGCCGACCACGCCCGCCUCACUGGAUCGGAUUUAUUUUAGUGUCGUUUACAUGAACUGAUGCACUUUUGGAAGAGACGUUUUUACCCCCCGGGGUGAACGAAGACGCCGAGCUUAAAUAUCAGGGAUUGUUUUAGUUUCAUAAGCGAUGGGACGGCUGGAGCUGGAGCUCGUGCUGUAGUGGAGGAACACUGCUACUGAACACAACUAGACUACUGAAACUGGACUACUGGAUUCCAGACUCACACUGCAGGGCGAUACAUCACUGUACAACCAGAUUUCUGCUGAUCAGACUGGAAAGAUCUGAACUACUGAUUCUUACCUGAUGGAAAUGAUAAAAAGAGGCUGAGAUCAGACUGGAGAGAUCAGAUCCCAUCAGAUGGAAGCAGUUUUGGGUGAAAAGGGAUUAAAAAUGGACUAAAGCUCAGGUUUGAUACCUUCUGAUCUCUCACGGUGGAGCUCUGAGACCUUCUGAUCUCUCACGGUUGCACCGUCCAGCCUUCAUUUUCUUUCACCCAUUAAGAAGAACCUGAAACAUCAGCAGCCUUUUACACUGAGAUGUUUUAUAUAAUAUCAGGAUAAAUGUGUACAGGUUUUGAUAGAAACGUUGCUGAUUUUCCAGCUGAAGGAUUUGUUACUGGUGUGUGUGUGUGUGAUUGUUCUGAGAUGAACCAUGAAGGAAGAUCUGAUAAAUCUGAUGUAAAUAUUCUGUAAGUGAAACUAAAAUUCUUCACUGAUUUGAUUCUGAAUCUCACUGAAACUUUUUCACUGUUUAUUUGGGAGUAAAAACGUUUGUAACGUUCAUGUUUGUGUUUUUAUUAUUUAUGGGAUUUUUAUGGGUUUGAUGUGACAUGAUGUUUAAAUCUACACGUUAUUGUAUGGAGCUUCUCUAGUCAUUCUACAAUCCCAGUACCACCAGUCCAAACUCCACAACAGCUGCAAAUUCAAGCCAGGGACCAAGUGCACAACUUCUGCUCUGUUCUUUACUGAUCUGUUCUUUUCUGUUCUGUUCUUUCCUGUUCUGCUAUGUUCUGUGCUGACCUCUGAACAGACGUUGCUUCAUAAUAACACAGAAAUAAACAAAUAAGUGAAUCUGAUUAGAUGAGAAAUUGUAAUUAUAACCGUUUCACCUCAAUAGACUGAA